This is a messenger RNA of Cavenderia fasciculata, 1236 nucleotides long. RefSeq lists its product as uncharacterized. Lineage: Eukaryota; Evosea; Eumycetozoa; Acytosteliales; Cavenderiaceae. Bases 1 to 1236 code for a protein of 411 amino acids. The transcript has 4 exons. The record is from RefSeq and is a predicted model, not a curated record.
AUGGCUAUGAGUCAAAUAGCAGUAUCAACAAUCCGUAAUGUAACCAUUAUUGGAGGCGGAGCUGCAGGUUUGACAACUGCAAUCUUUGCAAAACAAACCUAUCCUCAUUUAAAAGUUACUAUUUUGGAAAGAAAAAGAGAAGCUGGAAAGAAGAUAUUAAUGUCUGGUGGUACUCGAUGUAAUGUAUUACCUAAAAAGGUUGAUAUACGACACGAUUACUUUAGUGAAGAUAUGAAUAUUGCAAAAAAGAUAAUGUCUAGUUGGAAUGUAGAUGGAUGUUAUAAAUGGUUAUCAGAUGAUAUUGGUUUGAAACUUGAACUAGAGGAAGAGACAAACAAGUAUUUUCCUCAUUCCAACUCUGCAAGAGAUGUUCGUGAUAAACUAAGAGACAAGUGUAUCAAUCUUGGUGUUGAUAUAGUUUAUAAUAGAAGAGUUGAUGUUGUACAUAAAGUAGGUGGAGCAGAUGAUAAUGGAGAUAAACCAUCAACAUUUAGGAUAAAAGGUAUUAAUGAACAAAAUAGUGAUGAACCAUUUAAUCAUUUGACAGAUGCUAUAGUUGUGUCGUCGGGUGGUUUAUCGUUUCCUGCAGUGGGAACGGAUGGUAGUGGAUAUAGAAUAGCAAAGUCAAUGGGACAUUCGAUCAACCCUACCUAUGCAGCGUUGACACCGCUCAAGGGUAUGCCGAUUGGAGGUGACCCUUUGGCAGGACUAUCAAUGAAUUUAGCACUUAGAGUAUCAGGUGUUCAUCGUGAACCAAUCGUUGCUAAUCGAUCUGGAUUCUUAUUUACACAUAAGGGGUUUAGCGGACCUUCUAUACUCGAUCUGUCACAUUACUGCGUCAAAGCACUCGAGUCGAAUGGCUCAAUACCACUUCCAUCGUUAUCGGCACGGCUUGAUGGAGCUGAUAAAACGCAGUGGACCGAAAGAUUGGCCAACGCCAACUCUCAGUAUGGCACACAGAACCAACUACUCUCUAAUCGACUCGGAGUAUUCAUCCCACACAACUUUGUUGAUCGCGUGAUGACACAUCUCAACCAAAAAGACAAAAAGAUGAACGAACUAUCAUCGUCUGAACGAAAGGUACUCGUAGAGUUUCUCUCCAACAUGCCGGUCGAAUACACUGGUCAUGACGGCUACAAAAAGGCAGAGGUGACAGGGGGAGGCGUCCCCUUGACACAAAUCAAUCAUCAAAACCUUGAAAAAUUGGAGGUUUUAAUUUCUAUUGGGCAUGGAUAA